Messenger RNA from Rhopilema esculentum, 1961 nucleotides. Lineage: Eukaryota; Metazoa; Cnidaria; Scyphozoa; Rhizostomeae; Rhizostomatidae. The record is from RefSeq and is a predicted model, not a curated record.
UAUUAGCUUCAAAGCAAGUCUAGAUUUUGCAUGUUGUAAUUGUACUCUUGUAGGUUGACUGAUACAGAAGAUCUUGCAGAAGAACAGAGACACGAUACUGAAGAUGAUGCUAUGAAAAUGGAGCUGCUGGAAGAGGAGCUGAGGAGUCUGCAAAUAGAGCUAGAUGAAACAAAGGAUGCUCUGUUCAGAACCAAAAGUGAGCUUGAGGCCAGUAAAAGACUGGCCAAAGAGGAAAUGGAGAAAGUUUGUAGAGAGAUGGCUGACCUGCAAAGGUCUACAAUGGAGCAGCUUAAAGUUUCAAGAUUUGGUUUGGAGCGGUUCUCAACAGACAGUGCUUCAAUCAAAUUUUAUACUGGGUUUCCAACCUAUUCCCAUUUGAAAAUAUUCUUUGAACUUGCUAGAAGAGGGGCUGAGUUCAUGAAAUAUUGUUAUGCUUCAGGAGAAAGAGGAAGUCGACCUGCUUCAAGACAACUUCAACAGAUUGAUGAGCUGUUCCUCUUCCUUGUCCGGCUUAAGCUGGGUUUAUUUGAGCAGGAUCUAGCAGAUCGAUUCCAAAUGAAUAUCUCUUCCAUUAGUAGAAAGUUAACAACUUGGGCAAAUUACUUGUAUUUCUUCUUGGGCAGUCAGCCAAUUUGGCCAACAAGGGAAUGCAUCCAGAAGUAUAUGCCACAUGGAUUUCGUAGGAUGUAUCCAGCAACAAGAGUCAUAAUUGACUGUACAGAGAUAUUUGUACAGACACCAUCGUCUCUGCUUCUUCAGUCACAGCUCUAUUCAUCCUACAAAUCAAACACCACAAUGAAGGGGCUCAUAGGAAUAACUCCACAUGGUGCAAUUUCUUUUGUGUCAUCUCUUUACACUGGGUCAAUCUCUGAUAAAGAAAUAACAAGAUGCAGUGGAAUAUUGGAAUUGCUAGAACCAGGUGAUGCAGUGAUGGCAGAUAAAGGUUUUGAUGUGGAAGAUUUACUAAAAGAAAAAGGAGUAGUCCUUAAUAUUCCUCCCUUUUUACAAAAACAGACACAAUUUAAACCAGUUGAUGUGCAAGAAACAAAAACAAUUGCCAAACUUCGGAUACAUGUUGAGAGAGCAAUUAGAAGGAUAAAAGAAUAUCACUUUUUUGAUUCAGACAUUCCACUCUCUACAUUAGGGUCAAUUAACCAAAUGUAUACAAUUGCUUGCUUGCUAACAAACUUUCAAGGACCACUAAUACAAAAGAAAUAGAUUUUGCAGCUAAUCAUGAUCAUGACUUAAACACUGAAUAGUUGUUACAAAAAAUAAGUGAAAAAAAUAUAUCUACUUUGUCUUUUGCUUCUUGAAAGAAUUCUUUAUCAAAAAUUAUUCGGUCACAAAUAAACAAGCUGUCAUUGAUGUAGCUAAAGAAAUCACACCAUUGAAGCCCAGUGAGGCCAAGUUGACACUGAACUUGGUAGAAGUAAAUAUGGUUUCUUUUCAGACUGUAUGCUCCAGUGACUGGGUUAAGUUCAAGAUAACCAACGUUGCAAAAAUUUGUUUCUCCCUCUUUUACCACCUUUAUCUCAAGAAGACCAAAAGGAUUCUGACCAGAAUUCACAGCUGAUAAGUCAUACACUUUGCGAUCAGGGCUGCACCCAAGCCAAGGAGACUUGGUAUUUAUAAUCAGCCCUGACGGAAACAAGUUAACUGUGUUUUGCCUUAGGUUCUGGGCAUAAAUGGUAGCUGCUCGUGGUUCUAAGUCAAUGCCUCUCUUCAUAGCAGCAGUUUGAACAUAUUUACCUGAGCUUAGUUGUUUAACAAGCAUCUCAAAAUUGCCAAUUCUUUUUGCAACAAGUCCAAAUUUACUGGCUGUAAUUCUUUUUUUCCUUAAAAGAUGCCAUACAGCACUUGUGGCUUGAGAAACCGUUUUUUCAUGAAUGUCCCUCACCGUUUCCUCUAUUACAUCAAGGGAAUCCAGCAAUGCUUGCUUGUUCUUAUCAAGGCAAAGAGAA